Molecule: messenger RNA, 2535 nt
Organism: Vicia villosa (hairy vetch)
Lineage: Eukaryota; Viridiplantae; Streptophyta; Magnoliopsida; Fabales; Fabaceae
Exons: 4
Coding region: 1-2535 (844 amino acids)
Molecular function (GO): zinc ion binding; nucleic acid binding
Source: RefSeq, a predicted model, not a curated record
AUGCAACAGAUGCAGCAGCAGAAUCAGAUGAUGAUGCAGAUGAUGCAGGGUAUGCAGGGACAACAACCUCCUGCUCCAGUUCCUGUUCCACAAGCUCCAGCAGGGCCAGAUUUUUGUGCUUUCUUCAGAAUGGAUCCUCCAGAGUUUGCAGGUGGCUUAGACCCGGUGGUAGCUCUUGAUUGGUUGGCUAGUAUGGAGAGGAUAUUCCAGGCAAUCCAGUGUAAUGAAGAAGAGAAAGUAAUCUUUGCUACGCAGAAGAUGAAGGGACCGACUCUUAGGUGGUGGAAUACCGCAUCUACCUAUUUCACUACUCAGGAGAUCCCUAAGGAUUGGCAUCAUUUUAAGGCGGCAUUUCUGGAGAAGUAUUUUCCUAACAGUGUUCGGACCCAGAGAGAAAGAGAAUUCCAAAACUUUAAGCAAGGCAACUUGUCUGUUUCUGAGUAUGCUGAGAAGUUUGAAGACAUGGCUGAUUACUCGCGGCAGGCUGUCUAUGCCCCUGAUGAGUUAUGGAAGAUUGAUCAAUUCUUGAUGGGUUUGAGGGCUGAUAUUGCUCAUAGUGUAUCCCAGAGGGAGUUCAUUACUUAUGCUGAAUGUUUGAGACAAUGCUAUGUUGCGGAGAAUAGUUUGAAGAGGGUUCAAGAGGAGAGGAACCAGGACAGAACUAAUUUCAGAGAGCAAGGAAGAUCGGGCCAGCACCUAAAGCCCCGUAACUCUCCAUCAAAGAAGAAACAAUGCUAUGGUGACCAAUCCAAUCGACACCCUUAUUGUGACAAAUGUAAAAGAAGACACCCUGGGGAUUGCAAGCCCACUUCAGUGACUUGUUAUGAGUGUGGCGAGCAAGGUCACAUAUCUAUGUAUUGUCCCAAGAAGAAAACUCAGGAGAAGACCACAGGUCGCGUCUAUACCUUGGAUGCAAGAAAGGCCAAAGGAAACAACAACCUCAUUGCGGGUACGUGUUAUGUAAACAACCAACCUUUAUGUGUUUUAGUUGAUUGCGGAGCUACGCAUUCUUUUAUCUCUACCGAGUGUGUUUACCGACUUGGUUUGGAAGUUACUCCCUUACCCGACCCUAUGGUCAUUUCUUCAGCCACGGACGAUACAGUGGAAGCUCGACUGAUUUGUAAAGAUUGUGCAGUGUCUUUUAAUGGUCGUGACUUCCCGAUCGAUCUAAUUUGUUUACCCCUCAAGAGACUUGAUGUCAUUCUCGGAAUGGAUUGGUUGUCUCCUAACUCGGUGUAUAUUGGUUUCAAGGAGAAGGCAAUAUUCAUUCCUGCAAAAGAAAUCAAUUCCGAUGAUGCAAUUGCCAAGUUGAUAGAAGGUACGAUCAGCGCGGUUAACCAUCUCUUUUCCCAAGAAAGAUCUUUUCUUUUAGUUCUUUCCAAGGAACCAUCUGUAAGAAUGGCAUUGUCAGAGAUUCCAGUGUUUGUGGUGAUCUUCAUCGAUGAUAUCUUGGUAUAUUCUCGUUCUCCCGAAGAACAUGAGGAGCAUUUGCGGAUUGUGUUGUCUACUCUUCGAGAGAAACGAUUGUACGCAAAGUUCAGUAAGUGUGAAUUUUGGAUAUCCGAAGUAAGUUUCCUUGGUCACGUCAUCUCUGGGGGAGGCGUGGCAGUGGACCCUUCUAAAGUAGAAGCGGUGGUGAAUUGGGAUCGACCGAAGAGUGUGACAGAAGUCAGAAGCUUCCUAGGGUUGGCAGGCUAUUAUCGGAGAUUUAUUAUGGGAUUUGCUAAGUUAGCACUACCAUUGACAAAGCUCACUCGAAAGGAAGUUGCCUUUGAAUGGGAUUCCGAAUGCGAACAGAGUUUUCAGAAGCUUAAGCGGAAGUUGACUACUGUACCCGUGUUAGUAAUUCCAGACCCAAACCAAUCAUAUGAAGUAUUCUGUGAUGCUUCUAAGAAGGGCUUGGGUGGGGUAUUGAUGCAAGACGGUCAAGUUGUGGCUUAUGCAUCUCGACAAUUGAGACCUCAUGAAGAGAACUAUCCUACCCAUGAUCUGGAACUUGCUGCAAUAGUCUUUGCACUCAAGGCUAAUAAAGUAGCAGAUGCCUUAAGUAGGAAGGAAUUUCGGAUUGCAGAGUUGAUGAUGUUAGAGUAUGGAUUAUUAGAGAAGUUUCGAAAUCUCAACCUCCAGUUCGUUUGGACACCUAAUGGUAUACUAAUUAGUAACUUGAGUAUUCAGAACGAACUGCGAGAGAGGAUUCGGGUGACUCAAGGAUGUGACGAGCAAUUGCAAGCAAGUGAGAACUUACCCGAUUUCACUAGAGCACCUGACGGAAUCCUUUUGUUUAAGAGAAGGAUGUGUAUACCUAAUGAUUUAGAACUGAAGCGUUUGAUUCUCGAUGAAGCCCACAAGAGAAUGAAGAAGGAGAUUGCAGAAUAUGUGGCACAGUGUCCUAUCUGCCAACAGGUUAAGAUUGAACAUCAGCGACCAGGCGGAAUGUUGCAGCCGUUGGAGAUACCUGUGUGGAAGUGGGAUUCUAUCUCCAUGGACUUUAUUGUGGGAUUACCUCGUGCUCGAGGCGGAUAUGAUUCUAUAUAG